AUGGAGAAAGCUUCUGAUCUUAACCAGUUGGAUGCUGAUGUUCUUUUACCACCUCGGAAGCGUCUUCUAGCUGGAUUGAAGAAACAGGGUUCAGAUAGUGAUGCUACUGCCUCCCCAUCUCCGAUUGCUGCUUCUUGUGUGACGGAUGUUGCUUCCCCCUCAUCCUCAUCCUUCUCAAUUGAAUUUGAGGCCCGGCUUAAGCAUUUGUUGAGUUGCCAUUCAGAUAACCCUAACCUUACAGCUGAGGAGGUAGUGGAGGCCUCAAAAGUGGCAGCAAUAGCUGCGACUAAAGCUGCAGAGGCUGCAAGAGCAGCAGCUGAAGAAAAGGCUGCAAUAGCUGCCAGAGCCGUAGCUGCAGCCAAGAGGGCUUUAGAUUUGGUUGCAUCUUUCUCUGAGGAGUCGGCAAGCAAGGAAAGAAAUCUGAAAAAGAACAAGUCAAAGAAGCAUCUCCCAGUUCAGCUGUUGUACAAAAAAAAUCAACCAAUUGAGAAUUGUAGGACAGAUGAAGAAUUAGCUCGAAAGUUACAUCGAGCUAUGAACAGUUCUCCGAGAAUCUCUAAGAAUUCUCCAAACUCAGAUUCUAAAGGUAGUAAACAUAAGAAGCCGAGAAGCUCUUCAAGUUUUGAAAUGACUGAGGGAUCUGAAUCUGGUGUGGCACUUGGACAAGAUUGCAUAUCUUUGAACAAUGAGCAUGCAGUAGGUGGCAAGAUUGAUUCUGAAGGAUCCAUCCAAGAGGUAUGCUCAAGUAAGAAAGAUAAGAAAGGGGUUAAAUGUUAUAGACCAAGCCAAUUAGAGAUAGAUAACGGGGAAGCAGAGUCGAGUCAGUUAAAAAGGAAAAAUUGUGAAGAUUCAUCUCCCAUAGGCAAGAAGAGAGGAAGGGUGAAGCUAAAAAAGUUACCCUUAAGCAUUUGCACCUCAAAAGAUAAGGCACUGCCAAAAGAAGAAAUAAGAGCCAGAAGUUCUCCAUUGACCGGAAUGAACACAGGCAAUAAUCCUGUUGAUAGUAUGCAUUUGUUUACAGUUGAGUCAUCCACUGACAGAGUGUUGCCUAUUGAGGCUACAUCAAUGUGGAAAUGCCAAGAUUUCAAGGCACCGGCUUGUAUCAAACAAAAUAAAGCUGUGCAGUCAUAA
This is a messenger RNA of Sphenostylis stenocarpa, 1131 nucleotides long. The record is from the annotation of a GenBank genome assembly. Lineage: Eukaryota; Viridiplantae; Streptophyta; Magnoliopsida; Fabales; Fabaceae.